Molecule: messenger RNA, 2595 nt
Organism: Brienomyrus brachyistius
Lineage: Eukaryota; Metazoa; Chordata; Actinopteri; Osteoglossiformes; Mormyridae
Product: basic proline-rich protein-like
Exons: 3
Coding region: 734-1966 (410 amino acids)
Source: RefSeq, a predicted model, not a curated record
UGUUCCUGUCCAGGCGCCCCCACUGCAGCCACCUGCAGCUCCCGGGCCGGCGCCCCCACUGCAGCAACCUGCAGCUCCCGGGCCGGCGCCCCCACUGCAGCAACCUGCAGCUCCCGGGCAGGCGCCCCCACUGCAGCCGCCUGCUGCAGCUCUUGUCCCUGACUGCGCUCCUGUCCCUGACCGCCCUGCUGCAGCCGCUCCUGAGGUGCCCCCGCUGCAGUCCCCUGCAGUUCCCGGGCGAGCGCCCCCACAGCAAUUGCCUGCAGCCCCAGUUCCUGAUCUCGCCCCAGUUCCUGAUCUCGCCCCAGUUCCUGAUCUCGCCCCAGUUCCUGAUCUCGCCCCAGUUCCUGAUCUCGCCGCAGCCGCUUCCGAGACGCUCCUGUCCCCGCCUGCUACAGCCGCUUCCGAGGCGCCCCCACUGCAGUCACCUGUAGUUCCAGGGCGAGCGCCCCCACGACGGCGGCUUGCAGCGCCUGGGCCGGCGCCCCCACUGCAGUGUCCUGCAGUUCCAGGGCGAGCGCCCCCGCGACGGCGGCUUGUAGCGCCUGGGCCGGCGCCCCCACUGCAGCGUCCUGCAGUUCCCGGGCGGGCGCCCCCACGACGGCGACUUGCAACGCCCGUGCCGGCGCUCCCACUGCAGCGUCCUGCAGUUCCCGGGCGGGCGCUCCCACGACAGCGGCUUGCAGCACCUGGGCCGAGGUCCCCACUGCAGCGUCCUGCAGUUUCCGGGCUGAUGCCCCGGCAGCCUGACCGUGUUCCUGUCCCGGCGCCCCGGCAGCCUGACCGUGUUCCUGUCCCGGCGCCCCGGCAGCCUGACCGUGUUCCUGUCCCGGCGCCACGGCAGCCUGCAGCAGCUCCAGAGGCGCCCCCUCCGACUGCAGCAGCUCCAGAGGCGCCCCCUCCGACUGCAGCAGCUCCAGAGGCGCCCCCUCCGACUGCAGCAGCUCCAGAGGCGCCCCCUCCGACUGCAGCAGCUCCAGAGGCGCCCCCUCCGACUGCAGCAGCUCCAGAGGCGCCCCCUCCGACUGCUGCAGCUCCAGUCCCUGUCCUAGUCCCCGAGGUGGUCCCGGACAACUCCGUCUUGGCUCCUCCCUCUUCGGAGGUGGAGGAGCUGGAAUGGGACCCCUCGGGGACAGAACUUGUAACCCCUUGUCCCUCGCCCCGGCGACUUCGACCCCGAACUAGGGUCGGCCUGUCUGUGUCCCGCAGGGGAAGGGGACACAGACGCAGGGCUGGGGUCCCGCCCGCCCUGCCCCCUGGCUCGCCCUCCCUCGCCUGCGCUCUGGCUCGGCUGGCGCCUGCGGGUCCUGGCCCUCCGGGUCGGCUGUCGCCUGCAGGUCCCCCUCCGAGGCUUCGUCGCCCCGCCUCGCUCCCCUCUCCAGAGCCUGGUCGGUCGCCUGCGGGCUCCCCGACGGCGGCUCCUCGGUUGCCUGCGGGGCCUCUACCUCCGGCCCUCCCCCGGACGUCGCCGCCUGCUGCGGCUCCCCCCUCCUCCGGGCCUUCGCCGUGGGCCCCUCCAGCUCCCUCGUCCCCUUCCCCGGUGCUCCCUCCUGCUCCCUCCCUGGCCCCUCCGCGGGUCCCUCGCCCUGCCUCCUCGGCCCCUCCGAGGUCCCCUCCGGCUCCGGCCUCCCGGCCGCCUGCGGCCCCUCCGGCUGCCGCCCGUCGCCCGCUGGGUCUCCCUCGGGCUCCCCUUUGUUCCCCCUCCUUGUCUCCCUAUGCCCCUGCCUUUGUCCCGCCUGUCUCUGUCCCUUCUUCUGCUCGUCCCUUCGUCCCGCCCGUCUCUGCUCCUCGUGUUCCUCCUGUCUUUGCUGCCCGUCCUCCUCUGUGCCCUCUGUUCACUCCUGGCCCUUGUGUCCCACCGGUUCCUUCUGUGUCCCCUCUCUUUCUCUGUCGGUCCGUGUUCCCCGUCCUCUGUCAGGUUUUGUCCCUGGUCCUGUCUUUGUGCCUGUUCUGUCUCUCUGUUUAGUUCCCGGUCUUUUGUUCUUGGUUUUGGGUUUUGUUUUUCAGGUCCUGGUCCCCUCGUCCCGUUCGUCGCCUCCUCCUGGGCGCGCCCGGUGCAGCGCGCCUUUGGGGGGGGGCUCUGUCAUGCCCGGCUUGUCCGCUCCUCGUGUGUGCCACGCCCCCCUGCCUUCCCACGUGUAUUUCCUUGAUUGUACCCUGCUGUAUCUGCUUACUUUGAUUAGUCUUGUCUGGUUUUAAGUCCUGGUCUUACCUGUUAGCAUUGUCUGUCAUUGAUGUUAGUUGGCGUCUUCUGUUCCCUGCCCCGUCUUUCGGAAUAAACCCCUUGUUUGCCCUGAUUACGGCGUGUUUGCCCGUUUCUGCCUGCUCGCCCGCACGAUCGCCGCUCUGCCCGCGAUCGAGUGUGACAGUAUGUGAAUGUGUGUAUAAUUUUACAUCAGUGCUACAAUGUUUUCUGAUAUGUACUAUACAGGCCUAUAUAGAAAGAAGGUAGAAAAAAAGCAAAUACACUCAUGACUCUCUCUCUCUCUGCUGUUAUAGUGUGGUGUAAAUGUGUUGGACCAAAUGGCGCGCAUGUAUUCCGUAAGAGCAGCAACAUGCAGGUGGCCAGUAGCUGUAUUUUACAACAUGCUGGAC